GUUGCAUGGUUUUAACACAGUGAGAGGAAACGGGCAUAGUAUUUAUCAUAACACUUUGCGCCUCAAGGGGUGCAGAUGACUGUCUCUGAGGAACAUUCGGGUCUCCUUGCCUGCUAAACCAUUCGUGGAUUCAUAGGCAAAUUUGGACACUGGGAGUAGUAGCGGCCUGUGGGCCACGGUUCUUCGGCACCGACCAGGUCUUUUUCAAGUGCGCCUCUCCGAUUAGUUGCGGGCAAAGAUCUUUGGUUGCGGGGCUGGAUUUAGGUCUGGGUGCGGGUCACCGGGCUUGACAUUAAAAAUCAAAGUACUGGACGGACUGAGCGGGCCAUGUCCCUGUACAGACGAUGCCCGGCCCUUUGUUAUUGAAUGCACGCCCCACCUUGUGUCUCCGCGCAGCUCGGCGCCGGCGCUCCCAUUGGUUGCUGGGCGCAAUGUCCGAGCUGUGAUUGACUGCUGGGCGGAGAUUGGACGGAGUGAGAUGUUGAUGCAGGAGCGAGGUUGUUUACAAGUUGCAAUGGAUCCCAGCGGCGGCUCCCGGCGGACAAGGGACCGCGGCACCAGCACCAGCAGCGCCCGGGGGAACGGGGACCGCGGCGGCGGCGUCGCCCUCCAGGGCCUCAAGCUGGCAGCGCUGCUCCUACACUUGUUGUCGGUGGUUGGAGCUGCCCCGCGACCAGAAUGUGUACCUUCCAAUGGAACAGAUUUAAGAGCUGAGCAGCGUAUUACAUCAGGAGUAAAUUGUACAAACUUGGUGGAAAGCAAAAAGGAAUUCAACUUGACUCUGUCCCAAAACAGCACAGGGGCAUCAUUGAACGAAGACCACAAUGAGACGACCGGGUUGCCGGAAACGGUGGAGCCUGGAGUGAGUGUGGCUCAGAUCGACGAGCAGGUGAAGCCGCCCUCUGGCCGCGAGCCCAGCGUCCAGCGACCGGUCACUGGCGGUACCUUGCCCGUGAGGCAGUCUGCCAAACGGAAACGGGACCUCGGAGUUCUAGGUCGGGCUAUGGCGAUUGGAAUGAUUAUCAUCAUCAUAUGUUUGGGUUCCGGCAUCACAGUGGGCUACAUCUACAAACGAGGACAAGCUAUAAAGAGGGAACAGGAGCAGCGAGCACGUGAACAAGAGAUCCAGCGAAUCAUGUUGCCGUUGUCGGCCUUUACCAACCCCACCUGUGAGCUGGAGGACGAGGUGACGGUGAUGAUGGUGAACCCGCAGGCACUGACUGGGGAAGACAGUGAGGCGGACAGUUCUCGUGCAACCGCCACUGGCACUCCUGGGGCUUGAGUUACGGCGCAAACCAGUGGAAAGGUUCUCUGGCUGUGGACUCUGACGAGAGAGCGAGCUUGCUUGAAACUUUAUAGCAUGUCUCCGGACACACAACUCAUUCUGACAACUGGCGCACUGUGGAGUUUCUCCUUCCUGGAAGGAUCAGGCCAUGACUGGGUGUUGAUAAUCAAUGCAUGAAGAGCGUUUAGCAGUAUCCAGCAGUGAAACAUGUGAUGGUUCUGUUUUAUAUUUUAGGCUGCAAUUUAAGCAUAACCUGGGUUUGGACACGUGAAUGGUAAACAGCUUGUGUUUCAAACUUUAAUAUAGAUAUUUCUAGGGGUGGGGGUUGGAAUUACUGUGUGAAGUAUUAUGCGCCACAAGUGGAGAGAGCAACAUAACCGGGUUUAAAGAUGGGAGGGUGGGGCAUGCAGGGCGUCUCCGUUCAGUAGGAUGGCGAUUGAUCCUUAUCCUGUCCUUCCACAUAUUCCCCUCAGUGCCCUGCACUCUGUCAACAAACUCUAAACGCCCUGUGGCAACUUUGAUUGAGGCUCUGAUCCCUGUCCAACGGCCUAGUUCUGUCACUCUGUCCUUGUAGACACUAGCUCCACAAACACUUGCUCAAUUUGUGUGACUGACCAUAUAACCCCUGCUCUUGGGAUGAAGAUGAACCCUCCACAUCCCAGCGAUCAGUUGCGUGUUUAUCAGUGUGUCCCUGCUUUCAGCACAAGAAUAUCACUCCUCAGGAAAGGAUACCUAAACUGAACAAAAUACUGCAGCUGCAGCCUCACCAAAGCCUUAGCAAGUGCACGAGCAGCAUUCUCUGUCCUCUUUAAGCAAAGACCUCCAGUAUUGGAAUCGCUGUUAACUCUCAGGGAUUUGCCUGACCCAGGCCAAAUUUUUGCUUUUCCAUUUUUCAAAGUAGAGAGGGCAGCAGGACCAUGUUUGAAGUUGGGAGGGGAAGGUAAGCAGGACAGCUCCAUUCAGCAGGAUCAAGGUUGGGGCUCCUUUUGCCAUGCCCUAUAAUCUGGAUAAACUAAGGAUUCCAUUCCAUCACUGUCAGUGUUUGUUGCUUUGCCUCCUGUUUGAGGCACUCCACGGGGAAGGGGAAAAUGCCUCAACAUCCACUCAACCAAGCUCAGUGACCACUUCCCAGAUUUCCGUGUAUGUGAACCCUGCCAGAUCACGAGAAUAAUGGAUGGCAACGAGCAGCUCAUCUCCAGAGCAACCGCCCCCCCCAUACACAUUAUCUCCACCAACACACUCAUCCCCCCCACCCCAAAGUCAGUGUCAAGGAGCACCUGAGACACGAUGUCGAGGAAACCCAGGUCCUGACUGACAAUUAUUAAAUGUGCUAGAAAAUCAAUUUCAGGUAUUACCUGUGGGCUUUCUGCUUUGGCACCUUCUCCAUAAUUGGAGCUCUUAAGUAUUCAAGAAUGUUCCUAAUUUAUCCAGGAAUAUGUCAUGGAAUAUUCUGUUAAAUUUUUUAAUUACAAUGUAAUGAAA
Messenger RNA from Leucoraja erinaceus (little skate), 2767 nucleotides. RefSeq names its product phosphoinositide-3-kinase interacting protein 1 (gene pik3ip1). NCBI's taxonomy places the organism in Eukaryota, Metazoa, Chordata, Chondrichthyes, Rajiformes, Rajidae. The transcript is spliced from 5 exons. Bases 479 to 1282 code for a protein of 267 amino acids. The record is from RefSeq and is a predicted model, not a curated record.